This is a messenger RNA of Lobosporangium transversale, 974 nucleotides long. RefSeq lists its product as hypothetical. The transcript is spliced from 3 exons. Lineage: Eukaryota; Fungi; Mortierellomycota; Mortierellomycetes; Mortierellales; Mortierellaceae. The record is from RefSeq and is a predicted model, not a curated record. The coding region runs from base 22 to 798 and encodes 258 amino acids.
CUAUUCCUUUGGUUCUUUAUCAUGCUACCACCCAUCAUCAAUGUUCUCCAUCUCGUGGCGUUCGCCAUUGCUUUCUACGGAGAUAACGAAGCAGUCAACCUCCUAAAACACUAUUUCGGCCAGUUUAACGGUCCCCAAACAUUCCUAUACACUGUCCGACACCCUGAACCUGCGAAACACCGCAGAGGAUUUGCUGGCCAUUGGUCUUCUUUCGGGUCUGCGCGUCCUGAUGGAGCAGUCGUUGUUGCAAAGUUACUCUCUAUCGAAUGUGGUGAUUCUUCUGUUGCCUCUACAGCCUCUGCAACAUAUCCUAGUCUGCAUGCUGCGCAUUUCCAAAGUUUCCCUGAUGCUGUAGCGGAUCUGUUUUGGAAUGAAGAGUUCUUCCGGCUCCUUUCUGUAGAUAAUAUCAUCCCCACAAGUACAAACUAUGAGGGACAGAACUUGGCAGUACCUCUUUUGAGCACUGUGCCGGCCCCCAUAGAUAUUCAUAGCGAGUACCCUACAUCAGAAGAGGAUGAUAAUGAUGGAACAGCUCUGUACAAUCGUCACGCAUUACCAUCAUGCUUCCGUGCCAAGAAAGUGAAUGGCAAGGUUCGAUUCGAGAUCUGGGUUGUAGCCCAGGUAUCGGUUGCUGAGUAUAUAGCGAAUAAUCACAAGAAUAACAAUGGCAUCAAUGAGUCAGAAUUAAGGAGCAAUAUCAGCAAUGACCUUGAUGUCUUAUUGGACUCAUCCUUAAUCAAGGAGUACGUACUAUCUGAAGUAGCCCAGGGUAGGAUUGGGGUCGACUUUCGGGGGUGAGAGGAUGUGCUAUUGCGGUAGAGGCAUAGUCGAGCGUGCAGCCUCGUCUACUAAACUUCUCCUCCUUCAAGUGGGUACCUAAAAAGUUAAAUUCCUGGAGAAUUUGCAGCAACAAAUAGUAAUUAUGAGGAAACGAGUAAAUAAAAUAAAUAAAUAAUAAUAGUAAUAAUAAAAAC